This is a messenger RNA of Glarea lozoyensis ATCC 20868, 834 nucleotides long. RefSeq names its product Ribonuclease H-like protein. Gene Ontology annotation, biological process: DNA replication, removal of RNA primer. The record is from RefSeq and is a predicted model, not a curated record. Gene Ontology annotation, molecular function: RNA-DNA hybrid ribonuclease activity; nucleic acid binding. The coding region runs from base 1 to 834 and encodes 277 amino acids. The transcript has a single exon. Lineage: Eukaryota; Fungi; Ascomycota; Leotiomycetes; Helotiales; Helotiaceae.
AUGUCGUGGCGACCAGACUCUCCUGUGGAACUAGCAAACGGGCAACUCGUCUGCAAGAGGCAUGGGAUGAUUCGCUGUGAAUCAUGUUGGGUUGAUUACAGCUUCAGUACUCCAGAUGCCGCUGGCACAGGCUACGAAUACAACGACAUGGACGACGAUGACUUCACAAUUGUGAUCCCGAGAGAGUUUCACCCACCGCGUUUAGCAGAUACACCUGACUCCCUCUUCAGUCAGCGCGUACUUCCUGGUAUGGCAAGACCCCGAUUUGUUCGCAAGACCGACAAAAAUCAAGUUAUUUUCUGGACGGACGGAGCAUGCCUCAAUAAUGGCAAAGCAAACCCAUCAGCGGGCGGUGGAUUUGUCUUUUCAACCCCAAAUGUCAAACACGAUGGCAAAUACCACGGGAUUCACUUUCGUCUCGAGAAUGAAGGGCCCAACGGCAACAUCGAAGCACAAACUAGCAAUCGUGCCGAACUUCGUGCUGUAAUCGCCGCUUUGGAAUUCAAAGAUCGGAGCCCGGAAGGAUGGAAAAGUCUCGUCAUUGCCACCGAUUCGGAGUAUGUCGUACAUGGAGCCACUGACUGGAUUACGAAGUGGAUGGACAACAACUGGAAGAGAAGUAGUGGAGACGCUGUGAAGAAUAGAGAUCUAUGGGAGCUCUUGAUGGAUAACAUUUCACGUUAUGAGGAGCUUGGCAUCGAAAUUCUGUUUUGGAAGAUACCCAGGGAGCUGAACAAACUGGCGGAUCAAAAGGCCAAGGAGGGUGCUGCCCUGCCAGCUAUUGACGAGUGGAAUCCCGUCUAUGUGUGCGACUGUUGUGCGCCGAAUGUUUGA